Messenger RNA from Chlamydomonas reinhardtii, 2869 nucleotides. RefSeq lists its product as uncharacterized. Lineage: Eukaryota; Viridiplantae; Chlorophyta; Chlorophyceae; Chlamydomonadales; Chlamydomonadaceae. The record is from RefSeq and is a predicted model, not a curated record. The transcript has 4 exons. The coding region runs from base 408 to 2393 and encodes 661 amino acids.
ACUAUCUGCUCUGGUAAUACUGAACUGCUCGCGCCUCACAAACUUCCUUCAAUGCCGAUUGUGAAAUGUCUCGCGAGCCGACCCGACCACCCGAGCGCGUUUGUUUAGGUUGCCAUACGACAGAGGACGCUCUUAGGCGCAAAGGAACCCUCAUCCGAGACGUUCCGGGUACUUGGCUUCUGCCACCAUCGACCAAACCUCUUCCCAGCGUAGCUAGCGGCGUCGUAGUAGACUGCGCCUGUAGGCCCUGCAUUCGCAAGAAUGAACGCAGCAUCGAAGCUGCCGCGCUGGAGGCUCAAGCAGCGGCCGACCGGACGGAGGCAGCACUGGCGGAGGCGCGGGCGCAGAAGCGCACACGUGCCCAGCACGCCGCACCCGCGCCCCCGCCCGCAGCUCCCAUCCCAACCAUGCUUCAGCGUGUGCUAGAUAAGCUCCGAACGCGCACACAAAAACAGAAGCACGACGUGGAUGCAGCGCUGACAGCCGGGCAGGUGGAUGUGCUGACCGCUGAGCUUGCUGCACAAGGCAUUACCACGCGCUCUGGGCUGGAGCUUGGGCAGCUGCGGCGGGAGGACCUCGCGCGGGAGCCAUACAGUACUGUGCGGACGGAGUCGACGGCUGGACCGGAGCCCAAACGUGUGCGGGGCGGCUUGACAGCUGAGGAGUUGCCCGAGGCGCGGGAGCUCCUAGCGGAAGCUGCUAAGCCACCACUGCUCAGCCCCGCCGGAAAACGUUUGGAGCAGGCCGCUGCCGGUACCGUGGAUGCGGCGGAAGUCGUGAAGCUGACGCACGAGCGCCUGGCGCAAGAGUGUGCCAUCAACACGAAGGCCUACAGGCACUACAAGCGCGGCGAGCUCAUCACCGCCCUGACCCAGCGGACUGCUUGGGGCCGCGCGCUGGAGCGGCACACCAAGAACCUGGACCUGCGGCUACUGCGGCUGGAGGCAGAGCUUGACAGCUACCGUGCGGGGGUGGCUGACCCGCAACCGGAGGUGCUGGAGGCAGUCAAGCGCGCACGUGAAGCGCUCGCACCGCUGGCCUGGCCCUUGGGCAUGCGUGGAGCCCCGGGCAGCUCCUCUGCGUGCGCGUGCCGCUAUGACCUGAUCAGCAACCUGGCCACCAUCAUCAGCGACAGCAUCAUCCCGCUCGCCCACCCGUUCCUGAUGGUGCUGUCAGACCAGGUGCGCAACUGCGGCUACAAGACGACCAACAGCUGGAGGUGGAGCGAGCUGACCAAGAAUCUCUGGGCGGGCGCGUGGGUGUGCGGCGCCUCCGCUGUCUCCCUGGUCGGGCACACCGUGUCACGGCCGGGCGUCGACCCGCGUGACACCAAGGCGUACCUGGCCGCGCCACUCUCCAACAUGCCGCUGCCCUCUAACACCACGCUGCGCGACCACGCGCGUGACGUGAGCAAGAACCUGCUGGGCGUGCCCAAGGUGCCAGAAGAGGGCAGCAACACGAGCCGGUGCCGCUCCCGUGUUGGGCUCCUGUCGUACGGUGUGCACACGGCUGCAAAGCUCGCUGGGGGCGUCGCGGUUUCCUUGGCACCGUGGUUCAGGCAGCAGCAGCACGCGGCAGAGCCUGCUGCAGCCGCGGCGGGCCGCCAGCCAGCCCGCGCGCUGGGGAGCAGGUUCACCGCUGCUGCGGAGGAGCCAGCUGCAACUGCAUUGGCGCCUCCAGCGGCACCUGAGGUGUUGCCGCGUACUGCUGUGCUAGUCCCCGCUGCGGCAGCUGCAGCCUCGCCCUUUGGCGGCGGGCAGGCCCCAGCACAGGCAGCGGGCGCAGAACCACAGCCGGCAGCAGCAGAGGCUGUUCCUGCGGUAUCGCCUGCAGCCACGUCAGCCUCGCCACUGUCAGCUCUGCUGCCGCAGCGGCACCUGUCAGCUGUGGACAUGAAGGAGCUGCCCCAGCUGUUUCCCGCUGCGGAGCUCGCGGGUGACGCUGCGGACGCGCGGUUAGCUGACAUGGUGGCUGCCCUGAAGGGUCUCGGGCUGGCGCCGCCUGCUCCACCAGACUUGGCUGGGCUUGCAGAGAGCCUUGCGGCCGGCAUCAGCAGUCUGCUGGCCCCAUACGCCGCGCCGUCAGCCACGGGUAGCCUGCCUCAGGCUCCAGCUCUGGGCAGUGCGCUAGGCAUGCUGAGCGCUGGCGCACUGCAGCACGUACAGCCUGCUAUUGUGGUGCUUGCAUGGGUGGGAUAUGGCCAGCGGCCUGCGGCAGAGGCAAUGGCGACAGCACUCCUGCGCCGGCACCACAGCAUUGGCCGCCGCCGCUGCACAUGGAUUUCCUGGUGCGCUCCUGGCAGGCGUCGUACAGUGCUGCCACACAUCUGGCGCAGCAGCUGGGCCCACUGGCGCUUGACUUGCUGGCGGCCAUGGAAGCAGAGGUGUCGAUGAUGCAGCGGAUCGCUUGGGACGCCACGGACAUCACUGCUGAAAAGCGGUACGACAAGGAGGGCAACUUCAUCAUGGGAAUCCGAUAACAAGUAUAAGCAGUUAUGAGCAGGUUGCUGGCAAGAACUUGGUGGCGUGUGUGAGGGUGCAUGGGCGUGUGGCGUGUGUGCAUGGUCAUGGGCGUGUAAUGAGCCACCUGCAUGGGCAAACUGCCGAAACGCAUUACACAUAAUAUAUUUAUAACCAUUGUAACAUUAAUUUGUGAAAGAUGCUGUAAUCUGGCGCCAAACUGUGACUUCUGAGGCCAGGCGCAUGGGAAAAGUGAGGGAGGUCACACCUUCAAACCCCCCAUCUGGCAUGCCAAAUUUCACCAUAUUUGGCAACUUGCGCAGGGAUCCGAACAUCAAAGGACCUCCUGCCCGAUUUUGGUGACUGCUCAAGUUGCCAAAGGGUGUUUUUGUAAGGGUCCAGAAAUGCAC